AUUUUUUGYAGUGUCAGGYUGCUUGCAGCGGUUCUCCCAGAGGAUAGAACAGUGUUACCCUCUGCGGGAGGUGGUGCGCGGUUAGUUAAAAUCUUUUGUGUGBGUUUGGAGAGUACUUAGUUCGAGGAUUCAGUUAACGUGUGAGCCAUCCCAAAAGUCGUUUGCCCGCGAUUCAGUGAACAAUAGCAAUGGAUACCGUUGCYCGCCAAGAGAAACCGGGUGGAGACCCGUCCGCCCCCUUGCUUGAGUUUCUAGAAGCUUUCAAAGCUAGACCCUCUCUCCCUGGGUUGGACUGUGCUGCAGAGCACUGGCACAGCGUGCAAAGYGUGGUAGAUCGUAUCACGGCUUUGCGAUUGAAAGCAAAAUCUAAACCGAGGGAAGRCAAGGCRGUUGUCUGUGCUGUGUUGGGAGCGGCACUCGCUUCAGCCGUGCGAGAGCGAGCAGCCCAGAGCCAUAGAGAGACGGCCGUGAUUAAAACUCUGCAAGCACAAGUUCGGUCCCUGCAAGCCCAAGUGGCAGAGCUAGAAGGACAGCUAGAAAAAAGCAGAAAUCAGAACAGGAGUUUGAUACAAAUGUUGCAAAAGGAGCCAGUUCGGGAGCCCGCCAUGCCGGCUGCUGCAGGGGCGUCCCCGGAUGACAGCACGGCCGGAGCGCUCCCUCCGGCAGAACCCAGGAAAGUGCAGACAGGCUCGCAGAUCCGGCCCGACGGCGCGGUCCGUCUGUGCCCGCUGAUAAAAACUGAGUUUUUGUAUGAGAAUAAUCAGGACCAAGCACCUGUAAUUACAACGAAAGAGGUCCCCUUUACUGCUACUGAACUAGCCAAGUUAAAAAAAGAUUUUAGCAGACACCCCCGGGAAUCUGAAACAGAAUUUGUUUGGASAGUUUCUUUGAGUGGGGGGGACCAAAUCCUUCUUAGUGAAAAGGAAGCHGAGGGAUAUUGGGGACCUGGAGUGUUUCUUACCACAGGGGACCACCGAGCCCCGUGGUCCCUAACCCAGAGAGCAGCUUUCUGGGCUGGAAGUUUAAACCCUCUGGAGAGAGGUGAUCCUCUAGCCAUAGAAUGUAYCACAGAUGAGAUAGUUGAAAGUGUCCAAAAGGCAGCAUGUAUUCAAAUGAUGUAUGAGCGUAAGCUAACCCCAUUACAAGAAUCGCCUAUGAUGCUGAGAGUAGAUGCUGAUCGGAUGACCCCACUAAUCAGAGGGCUUCCUGAUUCUCUAAAACCAAUGGCAAUACAAUUACAAGGGAARAUACAGGCUUUGGCCCCACUUGAGAGAGUGGCUGCUGCCUUGGAGGGUACCAUCUCUUCCCCUGCAGGAAAUGGCACUGCCCAGGGAGACAAGGUAUGGACUUGGGGAGAGGUAGCUCAGGAACUGAUUAAUUUUGGACGGAAGUACGGUCGCGUAACGCUAGUAGUCAGCAAACCAGAGACUCUUGAGGUGAGACAUGCACGUUCUAGUCCUAGACUAUCACCUAAGUUUUCCCCACAUUCUAACCAGAGUGAGCAGAAGCAUCCACUCACAAGACAAGCAAUUUGGUCACAAGGUUUGCAAAAGGGAAUCCCGAAAAGGCUAAUGGACGGUCUCUCCACAGACCAACUAGAACAGGUAGUGUCUAAGUGGCCAGACAGG
Molecule: messenger RNA, 1628 nt
Organism: Malurus melanocephalus (red-backed fairy wren)
Lineage: Eukaryota; Metazoa; Chordata; Aves; Passeriformes; Maluridae
Exons: 1
Source: RefSeq, a predicted model, not a curated record